GGGAGACCGUGGAGAGGUGUGCGAUUAUCGGUGAGCGGAGUAAUAACACUGACACUGAUUGAGGGUGUUGUGAUAUGAAGCAAGCUUGAGCAUGAUAGCCUGUGUUGACAAGUUGCAAGGGAACGUUCUGGACUUUUAUGAGCCUGUUUACGUUCUCAGCACAGGAAAUGGCAACGAGGUCAUCUUCCCUACGCAUUGGAGUUGUAGGAUUUGGACAUCUAGGGCAAUACUUGGUGGAAAGAAUCCUCACAGAUGGAGCCACUGUGGGCUUGACUCUGGCCUUUGUUUGGAACCGAAAUCCUGCUAAACUCAAAGGUUUGGUCCCAGAUGAGCUGCAACUAGGUGACCUGUCGUCAUUUGCAAACAGGCAAUGUGACGUCAUCGUGGAAGUGUGCCAUCCGCAGGUGGUGAAAGAAUUUGGAGUCCACUUCCUGUCUUGCUGUCAUUUUAUGGUGGGCUCUCCCUCUGCCCUCGCUGAUCAUGACUUGAAUGAGAACCUCCAUAAGGCGGCUCGGCUGUACGGGAGAACACUGUACGUGCCCAGUGGUGCAUUAUGGGGCGGCCAGGACAUCCAGAGGUUGAACGACAGUGGGGCCUUGAAGGCUUUGUUCAUAAGAAUGUCCAAACAUCCGUCCUGCUUCCGGCUGACAGGAGACGUCCUCUCUGAGUGGACAGAGGGUGAGGGUAGGCGGGUUUUAUUCAGGGGUUCCGUAGCAGAGCUGUGCCCCCUCGCUCCCAACAACGUCAACACCAUGGCGGCGGCAGCGGUGGCUGCAGGGAAUCUCGGCUUUAACGGCGUCCGUGGAGAGAUUGUGUCAGACACGGCGUUGAGCGACUAUCAUGUAGUGGAGGUGGAGGUGACGGGGCCUGAUGGUUUCUCGGCGCGCACAGUGAGGAGGAAUCCAGCCCGACUCGGUGCUGUAACCGGUAGUGCAACAUACAACUCCUUUUGGAAUAGUUUACUUGUUUGCAAAGGUCACGGCGGUCGAGUUUACUUGUGCUGAAGCAACUAAUGGCCACAGAAUAUCCAGGAAAAGAGCGGAAUGGAGGAUGUGAGUCUUAUCUAUGUACAAAGGCUAAUGAAAUAAAAACACACGCAAACAAGCCACAUCAUUUGUAAAACCUUGUCAGGUCUUAUAUAUUGACUCUUUAUUAUAAGUUCAUCUGGUGCAAGAUUGUAAGAAAUGAUAAAACUCUCACAGGGAGUACACAUCUGGCAAAAUGCAUUUCCUUACUUCCAGGCUGCUCUCUCACAGGCAAACACAGAUGCAUCGCUGAAACACAUCCUUAUUUUACUGCAGCUGUCUCAUCCUUAUAAAUACACGUCAAAACGCAAGCAGAUAGACAGGAGU
Messenger RNA from Dunckerocampus dactyliophorus (ringed pipefish), 1352 nucleotides. It is a transcript of the gene aspdh, whose product is annotated as aspartate dehydrogenase domain containing. The record is from RefSeq and is a predicted model, not a curated record. Gene Ontology annotation, biological process: NAD+ biosynthetic process. NCBI's taxonomy places the organism in Eukaryota, Metazoa, Chordata, Actinopteri, Syngnathiformes, Syngnathidae. The coding region runs from base 138 to 1004 and encodes 288 amino acids. The transcript is spliced from 7 exons. Gene Ontology annotation, molecular function: NADP binding; L-aspartate dehydrogenase [NAD(P)+] activity.